AUGGCUGGCUCCUUCAAUCCUCGCGCAAAUGUGCGCGAAGGCAUAGUCCAGCAGUGGGACGCCAACGGUAACGGCACUCGCAACGGCAACUCGCGAUCGUCGACACCGCACUCGCCCUCAUACCUGAACGGCCGACCAUGUGGAAUGGAGAUAGGCGCACCGGCCACGCCGCCCAUCACAGAAGAGGAGGAGAAGCUUUGGCGGGAUCAAGAGUUGAAUGCCAAGAUCAUGCAGCAGGUGGAAGAGAAUGGAAUUACACGUCCGAAAGGGCAUACGGUGUCAUUCCACUACAAUAGUAAGGUCGAGGACAUGCACUUCGGCAAGACGCAUCCCAUGAAGCCUUGGCGCUUGACUCUCACCAAGCAUCUCGUGCUGGGACACGGCUUGCAGCAUGCCAUGGACACGUUUGAAGCCGUCUCGGCUGGCAAAGACGAAGUGUGCAAGUUCCACGAUCCAGACUAUGUUGAUUUCCUCAGCAAAGUCAGCCCGCAGACCUUUCCGGAACUGUGCAAGAUUGACAGAUAUGCUCGCGCCACUCCUCCCAAGCAUGAGGGUACGUCUCCUUGCCGCAUCCCCAUGUACCCAUUCAUCCGACUAAUGCAACCCAGGUGACACUGUCGAACUGGGUCCGUUUAACCUGUCUACCAGCCCGGGAGCGGAUUGCCCAGUUUUCGACGGCAUGUCAACCUACCUCUUUCUGUACACUGGCGCGACACUGGCUGCCACUCAACGUCUGAUAUCUGGUGCCUCCGAUAUUGCCAUCAACUGGUCUGGCGGACUGCAUCAUGCCCACAAGUCCGAAGCUUCUGGGUUCUGUUACAUCAACGACAUUGUACUGUCCAUCCUCGACAUGCUGAGAGUCUUCCCGCGAGUUCUGUACAUUGAUAUCGAUGUCCAUCAUGGAGACGGCGUGGAAGAAGCUUUUCAAAGAGAGCCUCGAGUUAUGACGCUCUCAUACCACCGCUACGGUCCAUACGAUGAGACGGGACACAAGUUCUUUCCCGGCACCGGCGACUUGACCGACGUGGGUCUUAAGAAUACCUCCGGCGAACAUUUCGCUUCGAACGUGCCUAUCGCUUCUGGAAUCGAUGACCGACAGUAUCGAUACCUGUUUGAAGAGGUCACGGGCCGCACGAUCGAGGCUUUCAAGCCUUCCGCCAUCGUGCUCCAAUGCGGUGCAGACAGCCUGGGCGGCGACAGGCUUGGUCAGUUCAAUAUCAACAUUAAGCAGCAUGGCGAUUGCAUCUCUUUCAUCAAGCGGAAGGAUAUUCCUCUCCUUGUCCUCGGCGGCGGCGGAUAUACAGCUAGAAACGUUGCCCGCGCCUGGUGCAACGAGACCGCGAUAUUGACCGACAACGUACUUCCAGACCAGAUCCCCAUGGACCUGAUACCUCGGCCGGAGGCCUUCACGGGAAAAGGCAACGGAGAUGGUAAGAUGUUCCCUAGUUUUGAUCGUCUGCAUAAGAAUGAAUGCAAGGAUGUCGAACUUGAAGCAAUGGUGAAGAAGCUGGACGGAGAUCUGAAGUAUGUGCGGAACGCUCCGUGGGUGAAGAUGGAUCAGCUUCCACAGCAGAGAGCUCAGCAAGAGAUUAUGGAUUAUGUUGAUGAGGAGAUGAAUCGCACGAAAGCAGAGCGAGACAGGAAGUGGAAGGAACGCAAUGCCGCCGGGCGUGGCGAGCUGCGGUAG
Lecanosticta acicola is the source of this 1687-nucleotide messenger RNA. NCBI's taxonomy places the organism in Eukaryota, Fungi, Ascomycota, Dothideomycetes, Mycosphaerellales, Mycosphaerellaceae. The record is from the annotation of a GenBank genome assembly.